This is a messenger RNA of Triticum dicoccoides, 883 nucleotides long. RefSeq names its product inosine triphosphate pyrophosphatase-like. Gene Ontology annotation, biological process: nucleoside triphosphate catabolic process. The record is from RefSeq and is a predicted model, not a curated record. Lineage: Eukaryota; Viridiplantae; Streptophyta; Magnoliopsida; Poales; Poaceae. Gene Ontology annotation, molecular function: nucleoside triphosphate diphosphatase activity. The transcript is spliced from 8 exons. The coding region runs from base 119 to 748 and encodes 209 amino acids. Gene Ontology annotation, cellular component: cytoplasm.
AGUCUAAUCGGGGCCCUAAAACCAGUGACAGCCGCCGUCGUCGUGGACCCUCGGAUCCGCAGGGCGCAGCCUUUCUCCCGUUUCACGCCGGAAGCAGAGCACCGCGCAACACCGCAUCAUGUCGGGCGCGGUGGCGGCGGCGCGAGUGCUGCCGAAGGCGGUGACCUUCGUGACGGGCAACGCCAAGAAGCUGGAGGAAGUCCGUGCGAUUCUCGGCUCCUCCAUCCCCUUCCAGUCCCUCAAACUCGACUUGCCUGAGUUGCAAGGUGAGCCAGAGGACAUAUCUAAAGAGAAGGCCCGAAUGGCUGCAUCUCAGAUAAAUGGCCCUGUACUUGUCGAGGACACCUGUCUAUGUUUCAAUGCGCUCAAAGGUUUGCCAGGGCCCUAUAUAAAAUGGUUUCUAGAGAAGAUUGGGCAUGAAGGUUUGAACAAUUUGUUAAUAGCUUAUGAAGACAAGUCAGCUUUUGCUAUGUGCAUCUUUUCGCUUGCUCUUGGACCAGAGGAGGAACCGAUCACAUUUGUUGGAAAAACAGCAGGGAAAAUUGUACCUGCCAGAGGCCCUGCUGAUUUUGGAUGGGACCCUGUAUUCCAACCAGAUGGAUUUGAACAAACGUAUGCUGAGAUGCCCAAGUCAGAAAAGAAUGAAAUAUCUCAUAGGGCGAGAGCUCUUGCACUGGUGAAAGAGCAUUUCGCUUCUGCCAAUUAUGAAGUUCAGAGUGGCUUGAAUUCGUUUUCAAGCACCAAAUGAGCAAAAGAUUUCGUGUUAGAGAAUCUUCCAAGCUCUCUCUAUAUGUACUCGUUUCUCCUGCAACUUUUGGUGACUGUUAUGAUCAGAUUGUGGGUGUACUGAAUUUUUGUCAGAUGAUGUUCUAGAUGAAUUUUU